AUGGCAGAUCAUUUGUUUUCCCCUGACGUGCCUCAAAAGCCCCUCCGGUUCGAAUAUGAUGGCCCGCUAUACGACGGACGCGAUUGGGAAGCCUACCCUUACCGCAGUGGGUGGCUGGACGAAUCCAACGGCGUCACGUUUGCCUCCAACGCUGUUCCGCCGGAAUAUCGAUCGCGAAUGCAUUGCUGGCUCUACUUUGGCGUGCUGCACCAUGUCUUUGGUGAUCAGCUGGACCAGUCUGACUUUCUUCUCCGCGAGGCUACAGAAGGCGAGAAGCAGUACAUCACGACUCGACAACUGGAGAAAUAUGUUGGCAAUGCCGAUGACUGGGAGAAUAAUGAUCGCGGGGCCCGAUGCUUGUGGAUCAUCCCCAAAGUCCUCUUAAGCCUUUCCAAAUAUAAGCUCUGGAUAGGCGAGGACAUCUUUAUGGCAAUUCGGCUGCUUGCCCUGGCCCUCUGGAACGUUGCCGUCAAGCGCGGUGGCGAGCAGCCCACUCCGCGCAAUUCGGGGUUCUUGUUUCUUAAUCUAAAGGAAGAGGAGAAGCUAAUCCACGAUGGAUGGUGUCCGGUCGAUGUAGCGAGAUGUAGUAAGGCCGGUAUGCAGUUGGACGCCCAGGUGUAUCUAAUGCAACUGGCUCGUUCCAAGCCCAGCUGGUAUAAUCGAACGCAUGACUCUUGUCAGACGACGGAAUGCGUGGCGGACAAUAUAGAUGAGAGGACUUAUAUCACUCGUCACGUCCAGCAGGAUUGCAACUGUUUGCAUGUCGGUUCAGAUAUUGAACAAUUACAUGCCAUCCUUCAAAGCGGACACAUCCCGGUUGUGAGGAUAACACCCCGUGGAAAGGAUGAGUUCGGAAAUAGGAAGUUUGACAUUAAGGUGGUCAAAAACCACAGCAGCCAGCCAUACGUGGCUGUCUCACAUGUAUGGGCUGAUGGACUAGGCAAUCCCCAUGCUAAUUCGCUCCCGCACUGCCAGUUAGAAUUUAUAUAUGACCAUGCAAGGCCCCUUCUUCGCAAGAAAGAAUAUAUUCCUCAUUACAAAGAGAAGACAUUUGGAGUACUGCAUAGUGGUGCCUCUCGAAUUGCGCAUUUCGCAGCGACUGCCACCCAGCGCGGAGACGAUUCUGUACUUGUCUGGAUGGACACAUUGUGUAUUCCCCAUCAAGAUGAUAUUCGCAACUUGGCAAUCCAACGCAUUCGCGAUGUUUAUACUGGUGCCUAUCGGACGAUGAUAAUUGACUCAAGCAUGAUGAUGGUCGAGUCCCGCUCAUGUACCAAGCUGGAGAUUUGUCUGAGAGUUUUGUACUGCUCAGGUUGGAUUCGCCGGUUAUGGACGCUUCAGGAAGCACUUGCCUCCGAGGAGAGACUAUACGUGCUUUUGGCAGAUAAGCCAGUCAACGUCAGUUCAAUCAACGAGGAGCUAGUGACAAAGGUCGACAGAGGAGAACUCCCGAUUCUUCAAGAAGGAAUGGCUACGCUGGCUGCAGGGGCCUGGUACAUAUACUUUCAACAGGCACAGCGCCAUAAGUCUGGCGUCGGCCGCAUGCUCUACGGGAGUACCCCAGAUCAGAUCAUCGAGGGGACCUGGUUCAAUGUGGCCGCACGAGCAUCCAGCAAGGACCGUGAUCGAGCGACCGUCCUAGCCAGUGUUUUAGACCUGGAUCUUCAGAAAAUCCUCGAGGUAAAGGAACCUGAAGAGCGCAUGCGCAGACUGUAUGGUAUGCUUGAACGGUUCCCCCAAGACGUGUUGUUUCUUGAGGGACCCCGGUUUGAAGACGAGGGAAUGGGCUGGGCAAUGCGAGUCUGUCGAUUUACCGGUUCCUUCUCCCCGCUCUACCAUGAUGGCGGGAAAAUUACGCCUCGGGGGCUCGAGGUCUCUCUGUAUUCUUCACUGGUCUAUCCGUCUUGCAGGUUCUGGGAUAUGAACAAGUUCUUCGACUCUGACGAGUGCCAGAGGCGAAAGGACUUGGAGAGGUGGAUUGAUGACUCUCAGUUUGAUCGGACGCAGCCUGCAACAGGCACGAAAGUCUUCCACUUGGAGACAGCAGCGCCGCUAGAGCUCGGCGGGGGUGCAACGUAUGGGAUUAUCAUGCUCGAGGUCAAACUGGAUGUGAUCAGCCGCUGUGCAGUAGUGUCGUUGCAGACCACUGAAGAUGGUGCCUACCACGCACGGUAUGUUUCAUCGGGGUACGUACACGCGCAAAUUCUGGAUAUGCGCGAUCCAAACUUGUUUGGCUACACGAUCAGAGGCACCUGGGAUGAUGCAGAGAAGCGGACGUGGAUUGUGGGUUAA
Aspergillus puulaauensis is the source of this 2292-nucleotide messenger RNA. RefSeq lists its product as uncharacterized. The record is from RefSeq and is a predicted model, not a curated record. Bases 1 to 2292 code for a protein of 763 amino acids. The transcript has 2 exons. NCBI's taxonomy places the organism in Eukaryota, Fungi, Ascomycota, Eurotiomycetes, Eurotiales, Aspergillaceae.